GAGUCCCAUAUCGGCGUGUUCCGUUCCGUUAGGUUAGUCGGAAAGCGGAGUCAUAGUAAACCUCGGCCUCCUAGUGAGUGACACACCAACGCAUACCGGUACCGGCACUGUAACUAACGGGUCGAUGUGUUAUUUUAACAGUGCAACAAGUGAGGGGCGGCGACUGUAGACCAAAUACCCCGUGCAUGAUUUUCGCAAGAGGAAUACCGAAAUUAUUUAACAAUGGAGCUGGAGGGCAACCAGUUAGUACUGAGAGAUUUUGAGCCAAGUUCUUUAGAUGAAUACAGGAAACAGGCCAAGUUUGACUGGAAAAAAUUAAAAUUUUUUUUCGAGGAUCCAGACCUACUAAAAUUAAAAAUGACGGUUUGGAAAUGUCUCGAAAAUGACCCUCUAUUUCAAAGACAAGAAACUGAGUUGACAACAGAAGAAAAUAAGAGGAUAACAGCCUUACGAUUAAGGCGAUAUGUCGACUACAAAUUUCCCAUAUGUGAUAUUCUGAAAUUGCCGUUUAAAAAAAGAACCAGAAUGAUGAUGGCUUGUAAUGAAGCACUGGCAGUUACUUUUCCCGAUGUUUCAAUUAAGUAUGCUAUAGGAGUCGGUUUAUUUAGCAAUACAAUAAUAACUUUGGGAACUGAACGGCAUCGGCAAUACGCUUACGCAGGUAAUAAUUCACUGUCUUGUUUAGCUUUAACUGAAAUCGCACACGGAAGUAACACAAAACAAAUGAGGACCACAGCCACGUAUGAUCCACAAAGCCAAAGUUUCAUUAUAAAUACUCCAGAUUUUGAAGCAGCGAAAUGUUGGGUAGGAAAUUUAGGUAAACAAUGUACCAUCGCUUUAUUAUUUGCACAACUCUAUACCAAAGGACAAUGCCAUGGCUUACAUGCUUUUGUCGUACCCAUAAGAGAUCCAAAGACUUUAAUAGCCUACCCAGGAAUUAUUGUGGGAGACAUGGGGGAGAAAAUAGGUUUACAUGGAAUAGAUAAUGGGUUUAUAAUGUUUGAGAACUAUAGAAUACCAAGGGAAAACCUUUUAAAUAGAACUGCUGAUGUAACUCCAGAUGGAGAAUACGAAAGUAGUUUUACUGACCCUGGUAGGAUAUUAGGAGCAGCCUUAGAGAACUUGUCCAUGGGAAGGGUGGGAAUUAUGCAGGAGAGUUCAAAUAAUCUCAUAUGUGCAGUAACUAUCGCAGUAAGAUACGCAGCAGUACGGAAACAAUUUGCCCCAAAUGGAGAAGGAAAUAACAAUAACAAUGAAUUGCCAAUAAUUGAAUAUCAGUUACAUCAAUGGAGAUUAUUUCCUUACAUGGCUGCUGCAGUCGUCUUACGAGCAUUCGUUAACGGUUUCACAGAAACAUAUCUAACUGUCGUUGAUAAAUCAGCAUCAACAUCAACAGAGAUAGAAGAUUUGAGCGAUAUGGUAUCAGAGAUUCAUGCUUUAGUGUCUAGUGCUAAGCCCCUUAUGACGUGGACUUGUAGGGAUGCCACACAGGAAUGCAGGGAAGCCUGUGGUGGUCACGGAUUUCUCAAAUCGGCCAGAUUGGGGGAACUCAGAAACAUAAUCGACCCUUGUGUAACUUAUGAAGGUGAUAACAAUGUUCUAGUCCAACAAACAAGUAACUGGAUAUUAAGACAAUGGCAAGCAAUCAAUGCAGGCGGUAAACUUUCUUCACCACUGGGUAGUUGCACCUUUUUGAUAGAUUACGCUCUUAUUGGAGUUAAGAAAUAUGAUGUUAGGAGUAGAAAGGAGGUUCAGAGUCAACAAUUUAUAAUGGACUGUUAUCAGUGGCUAAUACUCUACCUGGUCCAAGAAACAGAUAAACGGCAAAAUGAAGUAGUCAGUGCUGGAGCAGAUAAAUUCACUGCCAGGAAUGAGUCUCAAGUCUAUCGUGCAGCAUUACUGUCUCGUGCUUAUAGUGAAUACACAGCACUUCGAUACUAUUGGUCUCAAGUAUCUGCCGCGGAUCCUAGUUUGCAAGCGAUGUUGAACAAUGUCGGCUACCUCUAUGGACUCUCGUGCUUAGACAAACAUUUAGUAUAUUUCUAUCAGGGAGGUUUUGCUUCAGGUCCGGAACUGUCGCAGAAUGUAAAAGAUGGUAUUUUAGCAUUAUGCAAGAAUUUGAAGUCUGACAGUUUAGCAGUAAUUGAUGGCUUAGCCCCACCGGAUUAUGUUAUUAAUUCAGUACUAGGAAGGUCUGAUGGAAAGCUUUACGAAAACAUUCAGAAAACUUUGAUGCACAAUUCCAGUGCCAUGUCACGUCCAAAUUGGUGGUAUGAAAUAGUAGACAAGUCCAAUUUUACUAAAUUCCAAAGCAAACUCUGAAGAAGUUCCGCCUUAACUCCAAAAAGAAGAAAAAAAGAAAAGUAACGGGUUGAAAUAUUAUGAAGUUUACAGAUUUUAUUGUCAGCACUUAAUUGUUAGAAAUAAUCUAAAUGUUAUUUUUGUAAUUUAUAUUUUUUAAAAAUAAAUGUAUAUGUUUACAUUUUUAAAAGUAAAAUUU
Molecule: messenger RNA, 2500 nt
Organism: Anoplophora glabripennis (Asian longhorned beetle)
Lineage: Eukaryota; Metazoa; Arthropoda; Insecta; Coleoptera; Cerambycidae
Product: peroxisomal acyl-coenzyme A oxidase 3
Exons: 11
Coding region: 223-2322 (699 amino acids)
Biological process (GO): fatty acid beta-oxidation using acyl-CoA oxidase; lipid homeostasis
Cellular component (GO): peroxisome
Molecular function (GO): fatty acid binding; FAD binding; pristanoyl-CoA oxidase activity
Source: RefSeq, a predicted model, not a curated record